AAAGCAGCGUCCUGUGCUAAAGGUACUGAUUAUGAUGAAUGGGAUUUGGAGAAAUUCUGUUUCCUGUCUAAGGAUAAGAAAGGUAUCACACAGAUACCAAAGUGGUUAUCACCCAGUUGCCCCUCUGGGAUCAAGGAUUUUAACUGACCCAGCCAAAGUUUUUGAACACAACAUGUGGGAUCAUAUGCAAUGGUCAAGAGAGGAAGAAGCAGCAGCCAGAAAAAAAGUGGAGGAAAACUCAGCAGUGCGAGUCCUUCCGGAAGAACAAGUUAAGUAUGAGAGUGAAGCUAAUAAAUAUUGGGACACAUUUUACAAGAUUCAUAAGAAUAAGUUUUUCAAGGAUCGCAACUGGCUGUUGAGGGAAUUUCCUGAAAUUCUUCCAGUUGAUCAGAAAACUGAAAAGAAGGCAAAAGAGUUAUCAUGGGAUCAUGUAAAAACUGAUGCUGCAAACUGUUUCUCAAGAAAGCACUGCCCUACUAUGCCUGAAGAAAAAAAUGAUUAUAAGAAAUGCUCUGGCUUGUCAGAUGGUCAAAGCAAAGAAGAAUCUGAUUUUUCCAACCCGGACACGGAAGAACACAGAAAAGGACCUCUGCAGACUGAGCUGUUUCCUGGUAGCAACGCCGCUUUCCGAAUCCUGGAGGUUGGCUGCGGUGCUGGAAACAGCGUUUUUCCAAUUCUGAACACUUUGCAGAAUGCUCCAGAGUCCUUUCUUUAUUGUUGUGAUUUUGCCUCCAGAGCUGUGGAGCUGGUAAAGUCGAAUCCGUCCUACAGAGCAGCCCAGUGUUGUGCCUUUGUUCAUGAUGUUUGUGACGACCGCUCAGCCUACCCUUUUCCAGAUGGGAUCCUGGACGUCAUUCUCCUUGUCUUCGUGCUCUCAUCUAUUCAUCCUGACAGGAUGCAAGGUGUUGUAAACCAGUUGUCCAAGUUACUGAAACCUGGAGGAAUGCUUUUCUUUCGGGAUUAUGGAAGAUACGAUAAGACUCAGCUUCGUUUUAAAAGGGGGCAUUGUUUAUCUGAAAACUUUUAUGUUCGAGGAGAUGGUACCAGAGCAUAUUUCUUCACGAAAGGGGAAGUCCACAGUAUGUUCUGCAAGGCUGGGUUAGAUGAGAAGCAAAAUCUGGUUGAUCGUCGCUUACAAGUUAAUAGGAAAAAACAAGUGAAAAUGCACCGAGUAUGGGUUCAAGGCAAAUUCCAGAAACCAUUACACUUGAGUCAAAAAAGCUCCAGAUUGGCAUUUCCACUCCUUUCUCAUAGCUGAACUCUGUACCACGUUAAGGUGCAAACCAGAGGACAACACUCUUCAAAGACUUCUAUAAAAUUUUCAUUUUUGAAAAGAUAAUCAGAAGAAGGAAAUUUAUAUAUUCUGCUCUUUUGUGUAUUUCAAGCACAUGUAAGUGGUUUGGAAGAGUGUACCAUAGUCUGUGUUUUCAAAAUUUAAUAUGAGCAAGCUUGUUUGGCUUUAUGAUGUCUGACUAUUUUGUUUGUUGCUUGAAUUUUAUAAGUAUUCAAUUAAAUUACUGUCACAAGUCAGAUGAUUCUGAGAAGCCAUAACCUUUCAUUUUUCAGAAUUGGAGAAAAUCACCUUCUCUAUUUAUAUAUUAGUCAAACAUAUUUUUUAAAUAUAAUUUU
Molossus molossus (Pallas's mastiff bat) is the source of this 1629-nucleotide messenger RNA. RefSeq names its product methyltransferase like 8 (gene METTL8). The transcript is spliced from 10 exons. Lineage: Eukaryota; Metazoa; Chordata; Mammalia; Chiroptera; Molossidae. Gene Ontology annotation, molecular function: tRNA (cytidine-N3)-methyltransferase activity. Bases 32 to 1258 code for a protein of 408 amino acids. The record is from RefSeq and is a predicted model, not a curated record.